Molecule: messenger RNA, 660 nt
Organism: Lithohypha guttulata
Lineage: Eukaryota; Fungi; Ascomycota; Eurotiomycetes; Chaetothyriales; Trichomeriaceae
Exons: 1
Coding region: 1-660 (219 amino acids)
Source: RefSeq, a predicted model, not a curated record
AUGAGUAUUCUGCAGGCGACAUAUCCUCCGCUACGGGACCUACGUCUCGCUGAGCCAUCAGACAUCAUUCGAAUGGGCACACUGAUGUACGCCGCCUUUGCUUCAGAACCGAUGUUCAACUACCUCCGUCCCAAACACGCGAGUGUGGUGCAAUAUGCUCUACAGUUUCACCGCGAAUACAGCAGGGCCAUGAUAGAGAAUCCCAACACCAAAAUAGUCAUGGUAGUAGAGGACAAGUACAACCCAAAGGAACAGAACUAUCUCAAGACCGAUAUCUCUACGAAAGACACUUGGUCGAGCACUCAACCAACACCGAAGGAGGGUAACCCCGUCGUCGUGGGACUGGCAUGCUGGUCCUUCACGCACGGCAGGGAUGCUCCGCCCAUUGGUCAGCACCAAAUACGUGCAAAAGCUUUCAACGACGAUACUUGGCCCGAAUUCGGCUCACUUCAAGUUCCGGGAGAUUACGAUCACGAGGAGCACUGGAAGCUCUACGAGACUAGCAAGGAUAGCAUGCGCCGUGCGCGUAUUGACGAUUGCGGCAUGACUCUUGAGAUGUUGGCUGUACAUCCAGCUUACCAAAGGACAGGACACGCUACGACACUACUGAAUUGGGGAAAAGAUUUGGCUCAGAAACUGAACGUUAACAUGGUUGUUUAG